This is a messenger RNA of Argentina anserina (silverweed cinquefoil), 1687 nucleotides long. RefSeq lists its product as uncharacterized. Bases 141 to 1439 code for a protein of 432 amino acids. NCBI's taxonomy places the organism in Eukaryota, Viridiplantae, Streptophyta, Magnoliopsida, Rosales, Rosaceae. The transcript has 3 exons. The record is from RefSeq and is a predicted model, not a curated record.
ACAGUAGGACCAAUCUUGCCGCUCUCGCGGCGCCUCUGCAUUUCAAAAUCCAACUUAGACCUCAAAUUCACAAUUCUCAAGUCCACACUAGUCUUUACUUUCCGUGCUCUAAGCUCUGCGGCUCUCGAUUGGGUUCGGAAAUGGAGGCCAAAUCUUUCGCAGCUGACAAGUUCAAAGCUCUGACGAAAUCGACCCAGGAUUUCUUCGACACUCUCGUCAAUGGACCUCCUAAACCUCCCAAGACUAAUCCCAUUUCUAGAUUGAAGCGGUUGCAACGAGAAGCGUUUACCGACUUGAUGAAAUUGAGGGAUAGACAGGAUAAAGUGGAGAAGAUUGUGUCGUUGUAUGGGACUUCCAGAGGGAAAGGGGGUCCAUUCCAAGAGACCGAUAUCCUUAUCAGGGGAGAGUUUGAUCACUUGGGGGCGUUAUCGUUCAUGCAUAAUAAUGAUGAGUGUCACGAAGAAUCUGAGGCUCUAACUCAAGCUGGAAUAUUACCCGGUGUUAAGUCGAGGUUCAGUGUUGAAACAUCUGUUCGGGAAAAUGAUACACUUGUGGCGGAGUUUGUGGCCAGUGAAAAGCACCAGAUGGAUCUCUCUGAUAUUUCAGAAUGCUCGCUUUCUCUAGCAAAAGUGGCGUAUACAGCAAAUGUCAGUAAUUGGUUAUCUGCUAUUGCAAUCCCAGUAGGAGCUCAAUGUAGGGAUGUUGCAGUUCUUACAAAUCCUUCUCAUCAGGGGAAGGGCCUUACUCAUUUUUCAUCAUUUGGACCACCUCUUUUAAAUGAGCGUAAGGGUAGUGCAGUUGGCAUGAUGGUGAAAAAAUCAAAUGUUGUGGCUUCAUUGGCACAGUUUGUUUCUGGACAAGUAGGUUCGAGUAGAGUUGGGCGUUGCUUCAGCACCUUUGGGCAAGUUGUCUGUCAACUACCUGCAAGAACAAAGCUCUCACUGCUUGGUCUGCACCAAGUGCCUAAAUUGUCCAGUGAACAAGUCAGUCAUGUACCUUCUAACUUUGGAUUAGGCGAUUUGGUGCAGAAUCUAUCCCCUGAGAGAACAGUUGAAGCAUAUACUCCACCCCUGGGAACAAGCUUACAGGGAACCAUGUCAACAGGACCUACUGGAUCCAUUGCUCUGAUGAUGGAGUCUGAAAUUGAUGAGCUCACAAAGAUUGGAGGUUGGAUUGAGAUGAAGCAAUCAAAUCCGAAGAAUAUAGAAUGGGCUGUCACCGUAUCUGAUGACUCCGAAGAUACCUUUGGAUGGGGACUCAGUUUAAAUGGGGGACUGGGGGUCCAAGGUCCUCAAAGUUGGAACCAUUUCCAGGUUGAAUCCUACUUGAAACUUAACUUGGGUAAGAGACUGAGUGUAAAGCCAGGUAUCACAACACAUAUAGUUGAUGGCAAACCCAGAAUGACUGCUCUCAUGCUUCGGUCUAAUUGGUUCCUCUGAGUGAUCAGUCUCAUUUUCAGUUCUAUCUACCGGCUUCAAUUGCUGAUCUGAGGAUAUCAACUCAUCUAUGUUUCUGGCACAUCAAAUUAUGGAUAGUAAUGCGCUUCUUAUCUUCAGAUGCUUUGUAUAAUGUAACUGCAACUCUUAUGUGAUCGGCAUUUUCCCCUCCUUUGUACCAAGGAUUUGUUAUUAGCGGUGAUCAGAAUUGACAUUUUUAAAUGAGGAACUUGUGUCUUUGGUGAAUGCUA